AUGGCAGUUGAUCCUGUGGCCUCGAAAUUCUUCCAGAAGCACCAAGCGGAAGAAGCAAAUGCAAAGUGCUGCGACAGCGUGGGGUCAAAAGCAGAAUGGGCAUCGGUGUCUCACGGCAUCUACAUCAGCAUAGAAGCUGCUGGAGUACAUCGAAGUUUGGGGGUGAAACGAAGCUUCGUUUUGUCCACAAGCUUAGAUAGUUGGAAACCCGAGCACCUCAAGAUGAUGCAACUUGGAGGAAACCAGCGUUUCCACGACUUCAUGUCCCAGCACGUGCCGAAAGAUAUGCCCUUGCGGCAAAAAUACCUCACGCGAGCAGCAGAGUGGUAUCGAGAAAAUCUUCGAGCAGAAGCUGAAGGCUUAGAACCUCCAGCACCCUUGAAGCCAGGAACUGGCCAUCUCUUGCUGGAGAAGCUUUGCUGCAGAGCAUGUCCAUCGCCGCGCUUCUGUUCUGAUUAA
This is a messenger RNA of Durusdinium trenchii, 459 nucleotides long. The record is from the annotation of a GenBank genome assembly. NCBI's taxonomy places the organism in Eukaryota, Dinophyceae, Suessiales, Symbiodiniaceae.